This is a messenger RNA of Nilaparvata lugens (brown planthopper), 6737 nucleotides long. RefSeq lists its product as uncharacterized. Gene Ontology annotation, molecular function: DNA-binding transcription factor activity, RNA polymerase II-specific; RNA polymerase II transcription regulatory region sequence-specific DNA binding. The record is from RefSeq and is a predicted model, not a curated record. Lineage: Eukaryota; Metazoa; Arthropoda; Insecta; Hemiptera; Delphacidae. Gene Ontology annotation, biological process: regulation of transcription by RNA polymerase II. Gene Ontology annotation, cellular component: nucleus.
UUUACAGAUGACGAAUGAAACUGACUUGCGAAAAUAUCUCUGGACGAGUACAACUUUUUAGUGCAGUACUUGUUGGUUAUUCCUCUCAAAUGGCUGGAUCAUCAUUUUCUCCGUAUAGAAAAAAAGAGUCACUAUUUAGGAUGGCAUUAGCGGCGCCAUCAAUGGUGCACAGAUCAGGGGACGCCCUGGUGGUACGUAGCGUGGUGAGUGGCGACGCUCUGUUCGGCACCAACGACCAGUUGCAGCUCGACAUCGACAAGAGUGACGUCACGACGCCGGACGCCGCCUCCGCCACCCCCGCUGCCUCCAGUCCCGACGAGGACGCCGAGCUGCCCCAGUGUAAGAUCAAGCGCAACUACGCCUGCGCAAAGUGCACCUACUACACCCAAAAUCCACGCUUCUAUCUUUACCAUUUGAAAAAUGUUCACAAGGAGAAGAUCAAGAUUUACGAGUGCCCCAGCUGCCUGUAUGCAUCCAAGCACAGUCAGAAGCUGCAGAGACACGUGCACAUGGUGCAUGUGAUGGGCACAGGACGCCGCAAAGUCUCACCCAAGCCCAAACCGGUCACACCUAAAGGCCCAGGUCGGCCUGUCAAGAGAAAAGCGGUAGACUCCGAUCCCGAGGAGUUGGAAUCGGAAUCUGAUAAACUGCCUGAUGAGGAAGAGAACAACGACGAAGGCGAGUGUGAGGCGCCUCUCCUGUUGGAUGCUGAUGCAGACGCAGACAGCGACGCCAAACUCACAAAAUGCUCGCUGUGCCCAUUCACCAGUCGCAGUCAGACGCUAGUCAGUCGCCACGAACGGGUCGUUCAUCUCAAGAAGAAGUUCUUCCGCUGCAUGAAGUGCAACUAUGUUACCCACAUGAAGGCGCGCUACACAAAGCACGUCAAGUACCACUCGAUGCCGAUGAUCAAGUGUGAGAUGUGCGACUUUCGCACGCCCUACAAGUGGAACUUGGACCGACACAACAAGAACCACACGGGCGACGGGGCGUUCAAGUGCAGCCUGUGCAACUUCACAGCUGACAUCAAGCAGAGUCUGACCGUGCACGAGAUGAAUCACCACGUGCCGCCUGUCGGCCAAUCGGCGCCCACCGCCAAGCGACGCAACCGUGUCGGCGCCUCUGACUCGCUACUCAAUGGACACCAGGAAUCAAAUACUUCAGAGGCUGGUUGUCAAGACUUGAAUACCGAAGAUUCAGAGAAUCCAUUGUUACCAAAAAGCCAAAUAAUGAUUAAGAAACCAAAACCAUUUACAAAUUUUAGUCUAAAAGACAUGCAAGGAAAACUUGUUGAAAACGCUGUAGAUUCCAAAGAUAUGUUACAGAAUAAUAAUGCGAGUAUAUUCGGCAAGAGACUGAAGUGCAGAGUAUGUGAUUUUAGAUCAACUUGGGAAAACGAAAUGUCAAGACAUGAAUCUAUGGUUCACGGGCUUCCUGAGAAGAAGAAGUCUGCACCACGACCAAUCCCUAAUCUCAUCCCUAUUCAAAAUAAAGCUGUUAUACAACCUAACAAUGUGAGUGCGAAAAAAGUCGUUGAUAAAAUAUUAUCUUCUAAGAAUGAAAAUCCAAUGAGCGAAAAAGAUUUGAAUGAUAUCUACGCCAAGUCGUGUUCGAAUAGUGCGUUGAAAGACUUUGCAUCGUUGAUAGGUGAUUCGGACGCGUUCAAAACAAACGAAAGUGAAACAUUCAACACGACCGUCAACAGUACAAGUUCUCUCCUAUCGUUAGAGAAGAAGGAUAAUGAAGAUGGUCGCGAAUCGUGUUCUUCCCCAAUUGACUUUAGCAAAACUCCAGAAGCAUUCAAGAAAAAGAACGCAUCAUUUUUUGAUAAACUGAAAGAAAAACUUAUGAAUGGGGUCAGUGAGGGGAGUAACAUGGUAUGUAACUUCUGUGGCUAUGAAUCGAAGUGUCUCUCAGAAUCGGUACGCCAUCAAAAAUUGCAUCUGGGAAAAGGGAACGGUGGUAGUCAGAUGAGCAACGGAAACUCGCAGUUUUCGGGAGCAGAGCUGUCUUCGACGAGAUGCCAACACUGCAGACAACGCUGCAAGACCAGCUCCGACCUUUUUGUCCAUCUGCAGUCGUGCUCUGAAGCGAAUCGGAAAGACAGCGAUCACUUUCCUGACGAGAUGACUGAGGACAGUCAAGCCAGUGAGGACAGGCGCGAAUUCAACGGCGGCGAAUACUUCCGCCAGGAUGAGUCGGUCAGCUCGUUCGAUGAUGCCAAAUCCGAGCCUCAUCCUAUGGAGAACAAGGUGUUCGUUUGGAACAGCCUUCCCGACGACCGAAUCAAAGAUGAAGUAGUAAGGAAGUCGCCCGGCAGAGAUGCGCCGUUGGUUGGAGUCGAGACUGCACCUGGCUAUGGAGCUGUCACUAGCAAAAAUAAAUCUGGAUCUCAAGGACAUAACAUUCCAAACCCAAAGGAGAAAAACAAGUCUGAGCAUUCUUUGAAAAAAGUGUACAAAUGUCCUCAUUGCUCGUUCUGGGCAUCGACUGCGUCUCGGUUCCACGUGCACAUAGUGGGCCAUCUCAACAAGAAGCCGUUCGAGUGUUCGCUAUGCGCCUACCGCUCCAACUGGCGGUGGGACAUCACCAAGCACAUUCGCCUGAAGACGGUGCGUGACGUGAGUCAUGAGCGAGCCAGAGUCCUUAUGACGGACGAGACCGGUCGCAGGAACUACUCAAAGUACAACAAGUACCUGACGUUGAUGCGAGUGCAGGAGCCGACAGCCGAGAGCAGCGGCUCGGGUCGCCGCACCAAGUCGUUGACGGACUCGGAGGAGCACUCGUGCUCCUCCACGCCGCCGCCUCCACUCUCUCCGGCGGCCCCGCCACGGCUCACUCCGGCACUGCGACCCAUCAGUGACUUGCCGCCCAAGGCCGCUCACUCCAAGCCGCCCCCAUUGCAGGCUGCCUUCCAGUCUGCCAACAGAUCUCAAGACGAUGCAACCGAUGAACCGCCAAAGAAGAAGUCCAACUCUGAGAACAAGAAGACUAUGUGGAAAUGCAAAAAGUGCUUUUUCAGAGAUGGCGAUAGAGCUGUGGUUUUGGCGCACGUGAAGGAGCAUUACAGAAAUCAACACUCUCAAGCAAAGGCUGAUGGCCAGAAAGAAGCCAGGACCACUGUAAAUGACACAAUCAAUAACAAUCAGUUCAACAGUGGCAAUAUGAACUCUAUUGUGCAACGAAGAGAAUCCAGUGAAAGUAACUGCGACAAGUCCGAAACAGGCUCGACUCUGAAGUGUCCAUCGUGCCCAUUCUAUGCUGAUUCGCAUGCCUUGUUGGCUGACCACAUAUUCAAUCAUGACUCUGUUGAUGAUGUGUUCAGAUGCUUGUUCUGUACAUUCCAAGUAGAUGAUAGACAGAAACUGAUGGAGCAUAUGGCCGAGCAUGGUGUGCAAGGAUUGGAUUCUAAGUCAAUUGCUCAAACCAAAAAGCAGUUUGAGAAUGGAGAGAACUGCAAACGAUAUCAAUGCAGCGGUUGUCCAUAUGUAUCCAACAGCAAAAGCCAGUUCCUGUACCACAAGCAGUUUCAUCGACCUCGUGGAGCUCCAUUCAAGUGCACAAUGUGCUCCUACAACGUGACUCGCAGACAUUUACUACACCAGCAUUUGCGCGUGCAUGGAGUCAAUGUGCCUACCCAACAGAUUAUCAAAGAAAAAGACGAUAUUGAUAGCGGAAUGAAUCCAAUAACAGAAAUCAAACCAAUUGACACUUCUCACCUCAGACAAAUUCCUCUUGUGUGGGUCUCAAAGCUUGGCAACCUCACUAAAAUGUUCAAGUGCCGUUUCUGUCCACAUGUGAACAUUCGCAAGUCCAACAUUCAAGAACAUGAAAAAAUGCACGGACAACGUAGCAAAACGACAACAACCGGUGCAGGAGAAGGCACAGCUGCAGCGGAUAGUGUGAGUGCCAGUGCCAUUCACCAGCAGCAACAUCACUGUCCCGACUGCAACUACGUCUGCAACAAUGCUGGCGUCCUGUCUUCACACGGCAAAGUUCAUCAGGGACUUUUUGGACAGGUGUGCAGCCUUGUUGAUAAGAAUCGAAGUGAUGAAGUACAAAUUAAAGAGCUCAAUGCCCUUCUUGGAAGAGACGAAGAAGGUCCUCCUAUAAUAACUCCUGAAGAAAUGAAGAAAGACCAGAACAGGAAUGCAGAACUCAGCCUGACUCAGACCGCAUUUUAUGAAAAGCCUGAGGAGUAUUCAAAUGCCGAAGGUGACAAAUUACUUAGAUUCUGCGCUAUUUGUCCUGCUCGAUUCUUGUUCCAGAAAGAACUUGACAUUCACUCGAGAUUCCACAAUAUCUGUUUGCCUCAUCGUUGUGAGUCGUGUUCAUACACCGCCAAACAACAUCCUCAUCUUCUAGCUCAUUACAAAGUCCACACCGAUGACUAUCAGGACAGAACCAGUGCUCUCCUUAAAAUGUACAGUAUUUCAUCAGAUCACCCGAAGCCAAAGAUAGCAGUAAUUGUCGAUGGUCCAGCAGAUGUUGGCCCAGCCUGGGUGGUUGUUCAACCUCCCAACUAUUCGAAAUCCUCUGAGGAUAUGGAUUGUGAUGACGGCGUACCUGAUACAGAACAAGAAGAUGUGUCACAGCCCGAUACCUAUCAGCAUGGCAAUAGAACUGUUCACAAGCAGUUUGCAUGUCUAAAGUGUCCGGCUCGCUUUUUCAAGGGCGUGGCUCUGCAGUAUCACACCACACUGCAUGGUGGCAGUGGUCGUUUCAAGUGUCGAAGUUGCGAUUACGCUGUAAAAACGUAUGGCAAUCUCAUUAAACAUGAAAGUGUCCACAAUCAACUCGAACCUCGAUUCAAAGCAAAACCAAAGUUUAAGAGACCUGAUAAUACCGUGCCCACUUCUGGAACCGAACUGUUCAAACACAAAACUGAAGCUCAAAGAGUAGCAGCUUCUCCACAUCCACCUCCGCCACCACCACCACCACCACUCCACAUUGAUCCCGAGUUUGGUGUUCUCAUGCACGGCAGUCCAGAGUUUAUCUAUCCAACCUACUUGAAGAAUGGCCGCAUGAAAGAGAAGCGUUAUAAGUGUCAUAAAUGUCCCUCAGCAUUUGAAAAGCGAGAACAAUACAAAGUUCAUCUAUCGCUGCACGGCUCUAAACAAAGAUAUAACUGUGAAAGAUGUGAUUACUCCGUGAAGUAUUAUGCCAACUACAUCCAGCACUUGAAGAAGCAUCAAACCAAUGACAUGACUAAAGCAGAACGAAAACUGUCUACAGACAAGAACAGCGAUGGUCACUUGAGUGAAGACCUGGGGGAGAACACGGAUGGACCCUCAGAUGACUUCCAAGGGCCACCUCUUAUCUUCUCUCAACGUUCGGCAAAAUCGAUGCAGAUGUCACUGGCUGACCAACAGAUCGUCAUGCUACUUCAGCAGCGAGUGGUGAGCAGUUCAGUGUCGCCACCCGAGGCGACCAACCGGUGCACUCACUGCCCCUACAGCAAUGUGCGCCGCGACGGAGUCGGCAGUCAUGCGCGCUGCCACUCGGAUGGCAACACGGGCGCGUUCUCGUGCAAGCACUGCAGCUACACCGUGCCGCAGCACCACUUCCUGCGUGAACACAACAAACUGCACUUCACGCCCACCAAGAGCAUGCGACCAGAAGCCUACAUGAAAUGCGAUCGCCUAGAACUCUGGUCGGAACCAAUCAACUCGACCGAUGGAGAAAAGGAUAAACUUAUGAUAUUCAAAGACAAGGGAAAUGCAGUUCGCAGUGAGCGCUUCUUACCUAAAUUGUCUUCUCCCAGUAUCGAAAGCGAUGAAGAAGGCGACAAGUUAUUAGUGAACAUGAAGACAGGUGAAAUCGAAAAUGAUCUAGAGUCAAACGAUGGUGAUUCGAAGGAGGACAAUAAAGAGAAUCUAGUUGCCAUUGUGAAACAAGAUAAAGAAUCCCCUACAACUAGAGACUUGUGUACAGUUGACGAAGAUGAAAAGCUAUCUCAUUCGCCUAUGUCAGAUAGAGAGUCAAAAUUCACUCCCAAAGAAGAAUUGGUAUCUGCAACUGAAGAAAGUGAAGACAGUUUGAAGAAUGACCAAAGCGAACAUGUUCCAGUUGAAGAGAACGGUAGUUGCAUCGAAGACCAAACGACGACAGGUUUACAAACCUUGUCUUGUGAUAACGAAGAAACUACCUCAGGCUCGUCUUCUUCCAGCAACGACAAUGAAGAUGAGUCUAUCUCUCCCAAUUCUUGUUCUUCUACAGAAGACUGAAUGUUACCUUAGAAACUAGGUAAUUCAUUUUAUUGUAUUUUCAGUUUAUCAUUAUUUAUGUUACCGUAGAAUAAUAUUUAAAAAUAUUUCUCGAGUAAAUACUAUUGAGUUCUUGAUGAAUUUUCCAAAGUAUUUUAUAUUUUUCCAAUAAUAUUCAGUUUUCUUUGGUAGAAUUUGAUUUAGAUUUUUUCGUAGAAUUGGUGUGUCGCGUUCUUAUAUUCUUCUAAAGAAUUGAUUUCAGCUUUGAAUGAAUAUUGAUGGAUUGCUUGUGAAUUAAUAAAUAAUUAUAAUAAUAUUACUUUUUAGUUCAUUAUCAAGAUUUAGGAAUAUAUUAACUUCCAGUGUGUUACUAUGUUCAUAUCUUAUAUCUAUGGGACUAUAUUAUCAGCCCAUUUAAAUACGUUUUUAUUCAUCCUGUUCCUUCAAAUCUACAUAAUUCUUUCUAUAUGUGAUUGUUUAAUACUAAAAGACAAUAUAAAAGAAAAUAAAUAUUCAUGUUUGUAUAAUCGA